This is a messenger RNA of Momordica charantia (bitter melon), 1444 nucleotides long. Its product is annotated as F-box protein PP2-A12. NCBI's taxonomy places the organism in Eukaryota, Viridiplantae, Streptophyta, Magnoliopsida, Cucurbitales, Cucurbitaceae. Gene Ontology annotation, molecular function: protein binding. The record is from RefSeq and is a predicted model, not a curated record.
GAGAAAUCAGCCAAAAAGAUUCGACGAAUUGCACCAAAGUCCACUCAACUCCACAACUAAAAUGGCCAAAAUUCUUUCCAUUUCGUUAAAAUUCAAUAUUUUUUCUUGAUGAACGCCAAAUAUCUAGUCACCCUCUACUUUCCGUCCAUAUCAUUCCCCGCUGUCGUCCUUCACUUUCUCAGGAAACAAACAGCCGCUGGGUUUUCACAAACUGACAAAUCCAAGCAACCCCAGAUCCUCCACUCCGUUCAUUUUCCCUCUUUUCUUAUAGAAUCGCACCCCCUUUUCCUUCUUCUCCCAUGUUCUUCGUUUUUCUGUGAUGGGUCUGAAUCUUUCGGUGUUGUUUCGGCUGCAUAAUGGUUCUCCGGCGCCGUUGCCGGAGCCCGGGCUCGGGGAUUUGCCGGAGAAUUGUGUGGCGGCUGUUUUGGGGUACUUGGGUCCGCCGGAGAUUUGUAAACUGGCGCGGUUGAAUCGGGCGUUUCGUGGGGCUUCCUGGGCCGAUUUCGUUUGGGAAUCAAAGUUGCCCCCGAAUUAUGAGGCGAUUGCUCGUCGGGUUUUUGGGGGUUUUGAUUUGCCCCCGGAUUUGAGUAAGAGAGAGAUUUAUACGAGGCUUUGUCGCCAGAAUCCGUUGGAUGGUGGAAACAAGAAAGUUUGGCUGGAUAAACUUUCAGGCGGUGCUUGCUUGUCAAUUUCUUCGAUGGAUUUGAUGAUAACUGGGAUUGAUGAUCGGAGAUAUUGGAAUCGCAUCUCGACUGAAGAAUCAAGAUUCCACACUGUUGCAUAUCUUCAGCAAAUAUGGUGGUUUGAAGUUGGUGGAGAGGUAGACUUCCCGUUUCCACCGGGAACUUACAGCCUAUACUUCAGGUUGCAGUUGGGUCGUGAAUCGAGGAGGUUUGGCCGUCGAAUCUAUAACCUCGAGCACGUCCACGGUUGGGACAUAAAGCCCGUGCAAUUCCAGCUUUGGACUUCCGAUGGUCAGCAUGCCAAGACUCAAUGCUAUCUAAAGGAAGCUGGUAAAUGGACUCUGCACCACGCAGGUAACUUUCUCGUCGAUGGUCAAACCGAAUCAACAAAGAUAAAAUUCUCUAUGACACAGAUCGACUGCACGCACACGAAAGGCGGUCUGUGUUUAGAUUCAGUGCUGAUUUACCCGGUCGAGUGUGAGCAGAGAUUGAAGCGUCGUUGACUCAGGUCUGCAUUUUGGUAUAGUAGGCAGAAAUUGUGUAAAAAUAUAUAUAAUAGGUGAGUGAGAUGAGAAAGGAGGUUGAUAUUUUUGGUGAAAGCUUCUUCUCAAAUGACUGGCUUUCUGUUUUUGUGUAAGCCUAGAGUUGUUUGCUUGGAAAAUGAGGCAAUGUUAUUAUAAAAUUGUGGCUGAUUUUUUUCAUUAAUGUAUAUUUGUUGCCAGAUGAAUAAGAAGGGCUGUGUGAGAGUGGUUCUUGAAUUA